Messenger RNA from Nematostella vectensis (starlet sea anemone), 3999 nucleotides. RefSeq lists its product as uncharacterized. The transcript has 8 exons. NCBI's taxonomy places the organism in Eukaryota, Metazoa, Cnidaria, Anthozoa, Actiniaria, Edwardsiidae. The coding region runs from base 138 to 1331 and encodes 397 amino acids. The record is from RefSeq and is a predicted model, not a curated record.
AAACAGUCUCUCCUGAACAGGAAGCGGCGCCGGCGGCAACAAAUCGUGCGUACGUGCGCGAGUAGAAGUCCUCUUGUCAGUGUCUGGGAUCGGAACCCGAUAGCAAAGCACAAAACAGGACUCGAAUAGUUUUAACCAUGGCGCUGCCUGUCGGUCCGAAUGGAGAGAUGUUGGUUUGCCCCUACGAUCCCGUACAUAUUAUCUCGGCGAAGCGCUUCCAGUAUCACAUCCUCAAAUGCAGAAAAAACCACCCAGAUAAGGAUUUUGUGACAUGUCCAUUCAAUGCCAAACACAUUAUGCUAAGACCAGAUUUACGCCAUCACAUCGCUCGCUGCCAAGAUAGGGCAGAAAUUGAUAAGUACUCUCAUAGAGCAAGCGAAAAAGACAGUGAAGGGUUUUAUUUCAAGGGAGACACAUCUGUGCCAAGCUACAAAAAGCAGGAUCAUUUCCACUCACGAGAGGAAGACUGGGACAAUGAUGAGCAUGAGGGUGGAGAUGCACGCCGUCACAGUUUGCAUUACUCUUAUGCUGACAGCAGCACCUGGCAACCUCUAACAAGCCAGCAAGGUGUAAGGGAUAUUUUAAGUCUAAACCCUGAUGAAAGAGAAGCUUUUAAACGCAACAAGAGAAGCCAAGCACUAAGACAACAAAACCAAGUUCAGCGACGACCAGAGCCCACACCCAGGAAUUCCAUCUUCCUACAUGGACUACGUGCCCAAACAGCCACGAAAUUUAACCAACCGCAGAUGCCGACUUGUACUGGCUCAUCUCCACAAGGGACUAGCCAUAAUACGAGCUCUAGGAGUGUUUGUAAAAUUGAUGAGAAUGUGCGCGAAGCUCAAAGAGCAGCAUUCGCCGCACAAAGUAGCAAAGCACCAUGGGAAGAUCCUCUUGUCUCUCAAGAUGGAAUAUUUAGAACAAACACAGGAAGUGACUAUGGACCACAGAACAUGGUUUACAAUGGAAACCAACAGGAGGUACACAAAGAGAUGGAUUACUCUACCAAGAGUUGGAAUGAGUCGGUAAACCAAACACUUAGAACUGCUUCAAAGAAUGACUCCUUAAGGGCACUGGCUCGUGCCCAAAUGGAACAGUUUGAAAACUCUUCACAGGAUACUACGCAUGAACCCCAAGGAGUUAACGCUAGUACGGGAUCUUUUCCUAGCACAAAUAGUAAAUUGUCUCGUCCUAUGAGGGCGACAGGCAGAGCGAAGCUUGUUGCUGAGGCAAGAAGAACUAACUUCGGAAUGCCAGGAAGUGAGAAUAAGACGGUUACACCUGUAGGUCGGGGGCGUGGAAUGCUCAAGCUCUUUGACAUGGAGGAGUUGUGAUAGGCGUCACUAACUUGUGGUUUGCUGUUUUUGAGAACUGCCUACGGUUUGGUGCUAGGAUUAAUAAAUCUCGAACUCAAUAGGCAUACUGUGGAGAUUCGUCCAAAGACUUUCCCUUCGUCCCCUUUCCGAUACUUUUGAUAUGGUACAUUUGCCACAUUCACGUUGUGCGCACAUUUUAUUGGUUUAUUGUUGCGGAGUACAGAGGUUUUAAACGACUUUUGAAAAUGUUCGGUCAAUGAAGCGCUGAAGAUAAUGUGAUUACCGCGCCAAUUGUAUUGCCUUAGCAUUAAAGGCCAUCCCCCACCGGAAACCCUGAUCUCAAAGAAAGCUUUCAGAAAAGGCCUUGUCCGCUAGAGAUGCCUCCGUGGUUGGUUCCCAUUGACAACAAUUAAAAAAAACACGCAUGCAUAUUCGUGCGUAUGAUCAUGUGGUAAAGACAACUGACAACUGACAUGUUAUGUUCGAUGUGGUUUACCGAUAUCUGCCUUUAUUUUAUGUUGAAUUAAAGAUAAGAGGUCACAAGAGUCACGCGAUCCACAUGGAUCAAGUGAGGGCAAACUCCGACUCUUUUAUUUAUGGCGUCGCAAUUUAGAUUAUCUAAUUAUUGUUAAUAUAAUAAAAGAUACACACUAUUUAUGGUAGAUUGUAGAUGUUUUUUUUGGAAAUAGUGAUUGGUAUCAAGUCGUUCAGCUGUAAUUUUAUGUUAUGUUUAUAAGUGUAGUAAUUUUUCGAUGACCCCUUACUCGAGAACGUCACAUGCAACAAUUUUAGACCCUUUCUAAAUAUUUAAAAAUUCUUUUUAUGGGCUCUGCGCCAGAAUUGUUGAAGUAAGGAUGUGCGGUGCCUCAUUGACUCUUUGUCACGGAGGCUCUUAUAGACGUUCUAUUAUAAUCUAUAGACAGAUUAAUUUGGAGAACGGCUCUAUGCAAGUACGUGUGUAUGGGUUAAGAUUCAGCCUGGGGUUUCAAGUAUUUAAAUAAGAAAUUUAAAAAUUAUAUAUUCUAAGCAUAAAGCCUUUGCCAUAUAUGUUCUUUGCUCUUUCUCUAACGUAAAUUGCAUCGUAUUAGUAUUUCGUUGUGAUUCUUAAAGUAUUUUGACCAGCUGCCAUUUGGUGUCUUAGCCAUCGUCCAAUAUUAAAUUCAAAUCAACGAUUUUGGAAAUAUCUCGAUUAUUUGCUGGAAAAAGAUAAUAAAAAUGGGUGCGAUUAAGAGGAAAUUUGCGGCUUGACUGGUCAUGAUUAUUAUUUUUUAUUAUUUUAGGCUGUUCAUAUCAGUCCCCCCCCCCCCCAAGUCGUGACGUUCUAGCGCGUGCAGUAACGGGCGUGCACGUGGUUUAACGUCAACAAAGUCCGUGAUGUCCAAAGUCCUCGCGCUAUCGUGACUCCAUGACUUCUCGACAUUGAUCGCAAAAAAAAAAAACAACGGUCCCGUUGGACUCUCUCUACAACUGCAACUCAACGCGAAAAAUGUACCAAGCUUAUAUACUAGACGUUUGUCUAGUCUGCGAAUGGUGAAUCCAGACGUUGCGUGCUGUGGUAUCACGCAAAUCCUUACUUGGUACAAUUAAUUUGGAAAAUGGCAUUGAUAAGCAAACCAUGUCACGAACCUCUCAAAUCACGCACGUACAAAUUUGACUCUACGGAUUACUUCUCACAAUAUUAGACCAGGAUAAACAGAUAAAGAGUCCUGUUGGCAGAUUAAAGCGUCACGACUAAAUUUACACUGGUAUCUGAUUGGCUUACUAACAGGUGAAAGCGGGUGUCAACACUGCGAACUUGACUCGACUCGCAAAGAAACAAGCCAUGGCUGACAGGGAACUUUACUCCAGCGUGUGGAAUGCCUGGAUUUUGCAGACUAUAAUCAUCGCGUUUUCUCUUUCGACAGUCGAGAAUGUCUACACGAGUCUUUUUCUCGCGUGGUGGCUUUGUUGUUGUGAUCUUGUAUUUGUGAUUGAUGCUCUCGUGCGAGGAAUGAACCAUGUUUCCGAUAUUUUCCUGAACUCUGGGAAAGUUAGGAUGCGGAGACGCAAGUACGGAAACUAUUUACUGGAGUCCUUUGCUUCCUGGUUUUACGUGUUUAGUUUCGUUGCCCUCAUCCCCUACCACCUACUGGUAGCAUGGGGGAUCGAUUACCACCCGUACUAUCUUAUCGUUUGUCUCAUGAGACUUGUGUGGAUUUUACAAGAGAGAAGGUUGCCGACAGAACUUUUUAGAAGUCUAUCCGAACUGAACCUCAGAAGAAGAAUUCCUGCCAGAGGAUGAUAAUUCAAACUGUUCUCUAUUUUUUACUCAAAAACUGUGUUCCACAAUAAGGAACUAUUUCUGGAUGACCCAGAAAGGGGGUUCUGGUUUGACAUUAGCAACCGAAAAACGUCAAAAGAAGAUUAGACGAAAUAUAGAAAAAAAUUAAUUGUCAUCGAACUAGUUUUAGCUAAUUUAUUGUAAAUAGUAUCAGUUAGCUGGGGAGAAGUAUCAUUAUAGUCAGUUCGUGAUUUUCUUCAUUGUUUUAUCAGGAUUAUCGUUAGCUACUGCGUCAGGGUUUGAGUGAUGUGUUUGUUUGAACUAGAUUUUUUUAGGAGUUGAAGUGUUUGGAUUUGGCAACUCGUCAAGAAAUUGUUUGAAAGGUUAGAAAGUCACGAGGGAAACAAUAGGAACGAUAAAAACUCA